AUGACUGUACUAAAUUGGAGUUUGCUUCGAGCCGUGAGGCCAGAGUUGAAUGUCGAGCAGGCCGACGAAUCAGAACUGCAGCAGAUCGAAGAUGCAGCCGAAGAACUCGCCAAAGUUGACCGUGUCGAAGAGAUUGGAGAAGUGCGCGAUCUCCAGACAGCUUUCGGUGUGGCUCAGAAAAUUAUUAGGUUGAAAUCCAUGCAGGCGGAGGCCGCGAUUGAGGAGCUCGAAACAACCAUGAAGAACUCGACGUUAGCGCAAGAGAAUGAGCGACUGCGGAGAGACUUGGCUCGCGCUCGACGCGGCGAUCUGGAGGGUGAGGAUCAAGUGAAGAAACUGCGUGACGAGAUCGAGGAUUUGCAGAUAAGCUUGCGGCGAGAAAAACAGAGCUUGACGCGACUUGAGAGUCUCUAUGCCGACGCUGACCGAGACCGGAAGUCACUCCAGGUUGAGGUGCUCGCGCUUCAGAGUGAACUCGACGAAAAAAUUAAAGACGUGCAGAAAAACGAAAUCCACGCCGCCAGCCAAGUGACAGAGCGGCAAUAUAUUGCCAAACUCAAGGAGAAGAACGACCAGAUUACGAAAUUGAUGCUCGCCCUACAAGAGGAAGAAAAUGUGAACGAAGACCUACGAAGCACUAUCGAACAGCUCGGAGCGAAACUCCGGGAUGCUACGGUAGAAAUCGAUCAGUCAGCCGAUCUCAUAGAAGAGCUUCAGCGGGUUCGACAAACGCUCACGUCGCAAGGUGAGCAAAACAGACGAGAAAUCGCGACUCUCGAAGGACUGGUCGAUGAGUACAUGGACAAAAUUAAUGAACUCGAAGCUCUACAGCCGCCCGACAUGAUCAGGAACAACUCGAGUGCAGAUUCGAAAAAUACUUCCAGUGACCGUCUCGAAACAUGGCGGGAAAUCCUCGAGUCCAAAAACUGCCAAAUCCAUCAACUAGAGUCCAAAUGUGUGCAGCUCGAACGAGAGCUGGAGACCGUAUUGUCUUCCUCGAACACGUUGACCCUGAAUAUUCUGAAGAGAGCAAUAACGGAAAAAGACGAGCAGAUAAAGAGCUUGGCUGGGAGUUUGACUCAAGCCACUCAAGAUAUUGAAGACAAUGCGAGGUUUAUCGAAGAUUUGAAACGUGAAUUGUCUGACAAAGGCGAUCAUCGUGUCGACGAGAAAGCCUUCAGAGCUUCUCUAAGGAAACUCGAAGAAGACAACUCUCAACUGGAGAAGCAACUCUUGGACAGGGAGGAGCAGCUAGCUGAAGCCUUGCUGAUAGCAAAAAAAUACGAAAUGGGUGUUUAUGGUCUCUCAGACGCCGUGACCGAGGUCCGAGUUUGCAAACGGAAAAUCGCAGCUCGCGAUAAGAACAUCCUAAGGCUCCAAGAGCAGAUGGCUGAAAGUUAUGUUGAAAUCGAAAGAUUGAAGACAGAGAAUGAGAAUCUCUGCCAAGGGAUCCCACCGAGUCGGGCUAAGCCAUCGUCGAGCAGACGGAAUAGUAUCGAAGCGGAGAAAACGAUACUCGCACUCGAGGAGGAAAUUCUCGAGCUCAAGCAAAGUCUGCGAAACUUACAGAAGAACUUAGUCGAUAAAGUGCAUGAGGUGUCAGCAGGUUGGGAUAAUAGCUCGGAUAUGCAGACCAGAUCCAACGAGCAAGACAUUAGCAGAAGUUUCGACGAAGAUAACUUCGACCGAUGUCAGAUAUCGCGCACACCGUCGGAGAAGAGACGAGAAGUCGCGGACGGAAAAUCGGCGGACGAGACAGCGCACAAUACUGAAAUGAUUUCCGAGAAUCAGCAGCUGAAAGAAUUCCUCAUCUACGUACUCGAGUCACUGCAGACGAUCAAUCAGCACAGAUCCGACAAGCUGAAAGAAGACCAUCCGGAAACUCGAGCUAAGGAUCCGACAUCACCGUCCAAGCGCCGGAGAGCGUCUGCGAAUGCGGAAAACAUGAGUGAAAACCCAUCCGGAAGCCCCCCUAAGGUGGAGCUGAGACCUCGUUCGAAGCUUGCGAAAAAACCGCGAGUCUCUUCUGCGAAAGUGAGGAGAGCUCGCAAAGAGAACAUCGAUUGGCUCUCGGAGCUUCCCAUCGACUUUAGGAUGUUGAAAGAGUUCGUCAGGGACAUCUUGGAGGAGAAUCACUCCUUGGUGCGCGAUAUUGGGUCGUUGAGGGAGUCGCUCACGCGCGAUAGUUCGGAUCAACUGCUCUCCAAGAUGUUUGUUUCGGCGCAACAACAGCUGUUGAAACAGAACGCGAUCAUCUCGACGUACUCGGGGGUAGUAGCAGAGCAAAUGGAAUACAUAGAUUGUAUUCAGGAAAUGUAUAGUCGACAAGUCAAAGCCCUGAAAAGUGACGCACGACUCGCGCAGCCCGAACUCUCUUACACGAUCAGCUUCGAUUACGUCGCCGAGCUCAAGCAUCAGAUCAAAUUAUUAAACGAGGACAUCGUUCACAUGAAGAACAACAUACUCAACGAGAACCCAGACGCGUUCGAUGCCAAAUCGAUCGCACAUGAAGAUCAAACAGAGAACAUGUUUCUCAUCGAAAAACUUGGGAUGCAGGUUGAGUCGCUUAGUCAGCAGUACCUGAAAUCACAGAGGCUCGCUACGGAACGUCAAAAUGAAUUACUGCGACUGUACGAGCAAACUCAUCAGAAUGUUCCAGUGGCCAGAGAGUUACCAGCCUCCGACCAGAACAAAGGGAGGGAACAGAACAGGAGCAACGAUUCCGACAUCGAUAGCAGUAUGGAGGAGGAAUCUCAAACUGAAUCAGAGCGGAGUAUGUGUCAAAGUUUCUAUAAAAGGAUGGAUUCGCUGAGAGACUACAACCGAAAGCUCUGCACUGAGCUCGCCGAUGCCAAGUACAUUCUGAGACGGACCCAAGACGCGCUCAGACUCAAAGAAACAAUGCUCAGGGAGGUGAAUAAGCAGCAUAUCACCCAUGGUAACCUCGAGCAGAAGUUAAAGGUGAUGGAGAUAUCCUUGGAUACUACGAAGAAACUCCUUGGUCACAAGGAGCAGACCCUCGAAAGGUACCGCCAACUCGUCACGGACCUCAAACAGGAUCUGAUAUCAACUAAGGUGAAACGUAAUUCGGACGUCCAGGAGCUAGAGAGGAAGCAUAUGAAAGAUAUGUACCUGGCGAAGAAGCAGAUUGCCGAAAUCACGAUGAGAGCUUUCCAACAACAGAAGAAACUAGCACUGAAUGACGACGCCGUCACCGAUCAGACUACAUUCGAAAAAAUCCUGGCCGAGAAGCAGGUGGCAAUUCUGCAGCUGCAGAACAAGCUCAAAGCCUCCCAGAGUAAUGAGAUCUUCCUCCAGAACCAAUUCGAUCAAAUCAGAGGCACGAACGCUUCUCUGAAUGAGAACAUCCACGAGUUGAGGGAGAAACUGCGUGCUGCUGAGAGAUCUACUCAGGUGACCGUCUCGAUGCCGGAAAUCGUCACGACACCUGAAGUUGUUUCGCGCGAAGAUCCACAGCCGAGCGAAGAGUCGGACGAGGAGGAAACCGAGAGCAAGAAACUCGUCGAAGACCUCCGGGGAAAACUCGAGGUGGCAGAGGAUCGAGCAGCGAAGCUCAAACGAGCCAAUGAAGCGGCCAAAGAGAGAAUAUGCGCUCUCGAAUCUGAGAUCGAACAGCAGAACACUAAAAUUGAGCAGCUGAGGAAGAUACAGAAGCUUAAACGCGCCGACCCGAAACGAAUGAAGAUCCUCGAAGAUGAAGUCGAUAGUCUUCGGAGACAACUCUCGGACUUGAAACAACAGCAGUCGGAGAAGCCGUCCGAAGACGCGGUAAAACACAUCAAGCAGAGCAUCGAGGUCGCUCGGUGGGAAGAAUCGAAAAAAUGGCAAACUUUAGUCGAAACCUUCAGAGAGCAAUUGAAAACGAAAUCCACCGCAAUAGAGCAGCUCGAGUCCGCUCGAAACGCUCUCAAGAAUCAGAUUCUGCGCCUCGAGAAGGAGAAAUACGCCCUGACCGAUCGAUUGAAAGCUGGCCUUAACGUCGGACCCGAGAACACUCAGGCCAUCGAGGCUCUAAUGAGGAAAGUGACAAGUCAAGAAAGGCUAAUCUUGAGCUUGCAAGAGAGAGCCCAGCACAAGACUCGGCGGAAACCGAAAGAGAAUCAGAUCGUUCCGAUUUUGGUCAGUCCAAAAACUCCCAGACGCCAUAAAGGUGCAAGGUCGGUUAGUUUCGAUGCUUCUGUGGUCGACAAUGAAGCAAUGACUGGCGACGAAGCUUAA
Galendromus occidentalis (western predatory mite) is the source of this 4239-nucleotide messenger RNA. Its product is annotated as centrosomal protein of 290 kDa-like. Gene Ontology annotation, biological process: non-motile cilium assembly; ciliary transition zone assembly. Lineage: Eukaryota; Metazoa; Arthropoda; Arachnida; Mesostigmata; Phytoseiidae. The coding region runs from base 1 to 4239 and encodes 1412 amino acids. The transcript has 3 exons. The record is from RefSeq and is a predicted model, not a curated record. Gene Ontology annotation, cellular component: ciliary transition zone; centriolar satellite.